UAGUGCAUCCUAAUAUUUCGGGAAUGGAAGGACAAAAUCAAUUUUCAGUUCAAGCAAGGGAAAGUGUUAAAUCGACAAUAAAGGGAUUGAAAUCCGAAAAAGAGAUGCUGGAAAGAAACGUAAACGAGAGACAAAAUUUUAGUAAAAAUUUGUUGUUUGAAGCUGGUAAAAUCCGUAAACCACUGACUGAAAGGAUUGCAGGAAAAGUAAAAUUAGAACAAAGGCAAGAAAAGAAUAAAAAUUUUCAAAGGGAAAAAAUGGAAAAAAAAGCGUUCUCCGUUAUUUCACGGACAGCCAAGAAUAUUCUGACAAUGAGCUUGCAUCAAGCUUAAGUGGCAGUCUUUAUCCUGGAGCGGAAUAUUAUACCCAAUUUUCCGUUGCCCGACUAGAGAUGUCAGCACUGAUUGGAAUCGGAUCAGUACAUCCUGGUUUCGGUCCCGUCAUUAACGACGUUUUGUCCUUCCAAUACCCUAUUUGCAUUUCAUCUUGUCAUGAUUUUAUAUCUUCCAAUACUAGUAUUUUUAUCGCUGUGCUAUCAGCGCCUUCCAAUUUCCAGAAGCGAAACUUAAUUCGACAGACAUGGAAAAAUCAUUUGAAAGUUUUACAUCAGGAGGGUUUGUUGGAAAUAGCUGGUUUCGGAUUUAUUUUAGGACUAACAGAUAACAGUGUUAUUCAAAGCAAAAUUGAAGAAGAAAGCAAAAUAUAUGGCGAUUUAAUGCAAAUCAGAAUAUCAGAUUUUUAUCGGAAUUUAUCUCUAAAAGUCGCCGGCCUACUAAACUGGUUGUACAGAAUGUGUGCCAAUAUUGACUUUGUUCUGAAGGUUGACGACGAUGUCUAUGUCAACGUACGAAACUUAGCGCAAUUUGUUCAUACUUAUCGACAGUUCAGUCACAGUGUGUUUGGUGCUGGAGACCCCAAUGGGGGUUGGCCUGAUCGAGAUGGUAAAUGGGAAAUAUCCUACGAGGAAUGGCCAUGGAUCGAUUAUCCUCCAUAUAUUUUGGGGGCUGCCGUUCUAAUGCAUGGGAGCACAAUCGUUCCCUUAUUUGCUGCUUGUCAAACUACACCAAUGAUGCCCUUUGAUGAUGUUUACCUAUAUGGUAUAUGUAGGGGAGACCGGGGCUAG
Molecule: messenger RNA, 1123 nt
Organism: Daphnia magna
Lineage: Eukaryota; Metazoa; Arthropoda; Branchiopoda; Diplostraca; Daphniidae
Product: lactosylceramide 1,3-N-acetyl-beta-D-glucosaminyltransferase-like
Exons: 2
Coding region: 392-1123 (243 amino acids)
Cellular component (GO): membrane
Molecular function (GO): hexosyltransferase activity
Source: RefSeq, a predicted model, not a curated record